Molecule: messenger RNA, 2511 nt
Organism: Guillardia theta CCMP2712
Lineage: Eukaryota; Cryptophyceae; Pyrenomonadales; Geminigeraceae
Exons: 20
Coding region: 1-2511 (836 amino acids)
Biological process (GO): mitochondrial RNA processing; regulation of mitochondrial mRNA stability
Cellular component (GO): mitochondrial matrix; ribonucleoprotein granule
Molecular function (GO): RNA binding
Source: RefSeq, a predicted model, not a curated record
AUGGAAGGGUUCGCGUCACUGAAAACACUCUUGUUCGUCCUCACAUGGUUCUGCCGUCUUGAUCCUUCCACUCCGAUUGUAUUCCAGAUCGUCAAAGAGCUUCUCUUCACGAGCUCUCCUCCUUCCACCAGUAUCUUCUCGAACUUGCAGCACUGCCAUGUUUCUCAUUUUGCCUUCAACGACUUCAAACGCGGAAACAACAGGCACCAUCACAGAAUCAUCCCUGGUAUGUUCACCAAGUCAAGAUCCUCCGGCCACGACGGGACGGACGAUCUUAAGUGUGAGAUCGAGCAAGAACUCGAGAGGUCUCGAUCUCUGCUAGCAUCCGAGGUGAUCACGAAGGACGAGGUCACGAUGCGACUUCGAGCGCUGGAGUCUCUUGCUGGGCGAUGGGAGGCGGAACAGAGCUCACAGGGACUGGGAAACAGUCUAGAUGAUAUGAUGGAGCACUUGCGGGCUAUCCAGUACAACCUGCCCGUUGAUCUUGGGUCCAAGAGACCGGUAGCCAAGUUCGACGAUGGUGCCCUCAAUAUCUCGAGCAUGCCCCCCCACGCUCCGCAGGCAGUUGGGGGCAGUGAGCUGACGGACCGGUCAGCGGUUGUGACUGAAGAUCUCAAGGAGGCGAUCUUCGAAUCAGACAUUCAGAUCAAAGAAGCAAGGAGGCUCCUCGGGAUUGCAAACCCUGAUAAUGAUGACCUCAGAUACAUUGAGCAAGUGCAGUUGCGACUGAAAGAUAUCAUACAAGAGCUCGAGGACAAGUCCGCGGACUUCAAGAAGAUCAUCUCACAACAUGCUCUCAUCGAUGAAGCCAUCAUGGCAAAGGAUCAAGCUGACGAUGUUAUGAAACUCCUCCGAGAAUUUCAGUACAACGUUCCGACAAACAUUCUUCGAUCCCGAGAGGCUCAGAUCUCAAGCAAGACCAAGAAGAAGAGAAUAACUUACAACUUGAGCAAGAUAUCAAACCUCAAAGAACUUGUCGACAUCCUGUCAAAGAGCAUCGAAGGAGAUGUCAUUGUUGCAACAGACUUGGCGCUAUGUCUCAACAACCUCAAGCGGCUGCAAUGGCAGGCCAAGGGCUUUCGAGAUGUUCAACAAGUCCAGCAGCUCGUCGUCAGGAUUGCAUCUUUGAUCAGUGACGCCGUGAACGACCUGGAGCCGAGACAUGUUGCGCUUUCUCUCAAUGCUCUCGCAAGUUUUCCUCUUAACCGGAAGGAAUUCCUCAUGGAAGAGAAAUCAAGGGUUGGGAUGGAAAUUCCCCACACAUGGAGAUUGGAGGAGGACUACAGCUACAUGGCAAGAGAGUUCGAGAGGGGCGAAAUGGUUGUUGUGCAGAUAGAAAGCAAGGUUCCUCGAUUUGGGGUUAUCGGGGGUGAAGGAGAUAUGGAUGGAAGCUAUGUUGUCUACUAUGAAGAUGGUUUUGACGCCAAGUGUUGCCGCAGCCUUGACGUUGGAAAGAUUGGAAAGAUUCUUGACAGCGACUUUGAAAUCUUGAAGAAGAGGAUGAUCAUGUUUUUCCACAUCGGCACCGCAUUGUUAACAAAGGAGAUGUUGUUUGCUUGCAACUCACAAGACAUCGCUACUGUCAUCUGGUCAUCGGCAAAGAUGAAGAUUGCAGAUCGACAGGUUUUCCAACGUCUUGUGGAGCAGAUGGAUCGAAGCUCCUUGUUGUCCAGCAUGAGGUCCAGAGACAUUGCUACCAUCAUGUGGUCUUUUUCCCAGCUGGGGUACACAAACUUGGAGCUCGUGAGCAAGCUGAUGAAUCAUUUCGUCAUGGAGAGGAAUCUUGAAUCAGCUUUUGGGCAAGACGUUGCGAAUGUCUUGAGCUCCAUGGCAAAGAUGAGGGUCUUUCAUAGCAAGACCUUCUACAUGCUGGGCAAGAGAGUCAUUGCCAUGAGCAAGAACGAGAAGAUUCGAGCCAACUCGCUCUCCAUCUCCUCCGUCCUCUCCUCCUUCGCGCAAGUCAACUUCCUCCGCACCGACCUGCUCCUCCAGCUCGACGACCUCUUCCUCUCCCUCCCCGACCAGCAUGUGAACAUGCAGACUUGCUGCAACCUGCUCUGGUCCCACGCUGUGUUCAGAAUACCAGAUGCUCCCUUGUGUGCUCACAUUUUGCGACUGAUGAUAAGAGAGAAGCAGAGGUUAGACAAGUCAGACAAGUAUCAGCUUCACCUGUUCUUCCUGAGUCUCUCUGCUGUUGGGGAAGAGCUGUCGACAUUGCUGCAAGGGGAGGACUCGGCGAUCAUCUCAGAUUGUGAAAGGCUCAAGGAAGAGUGCAAGGAUUUCUUCAUGAGAACAUCUUCAGAUGUCAACUCAGUCUCUGACUCGCAAGCGUCCCUCGCUCGCUGCGCAAGACGUCUCGGGAGCGUGGAGGAGGAGCACGUGCUGGAGGACUCGGGGUACACGGUGGACAUUUGGAUGCCAGGCAGGGAGUGGGACAGAGUGAGGAUACAAGGCCAAGAAGCUCAGAUCCGAUGGCUCGAGUCGAAACUUGGAUUGAGCAUGCAGGAAUGA